Molecule: messenger RNA, 2611 nt
Organism: Penaeus indicus
Lineage: Eukaryota; Metazoa; Arthropoda; Malacostraca; Decapoda; Penaeidae
Exons: 8
Coding region: 1-1122 (373 amino acids)
Cellular component (GO): cilium
Source: RefSeq, a predicted model, not a curated record
AUGGACCCCAUUAGUUACCACCGCCCAAUGAACAGUUCGAAAAGCUGUCCACCGCCCACGACGCCGCGGCCCCUGCCCCUCCCUCGCUCGCCGCCCUUACUCAGCUCCACUCUGUCUCUCCAGCGCGAGGCAGCUGCUGCCGCUGCCUCCUCCUCCCGCGUCCGCCCGUCGCCGUCUCAGUCUCACGCCCCCCCUCACCCAGGAGCCUCCGCCGGUGCCUCCUCCAGCUCCACGCCCAAUCACACCAGACCUGAAAAGCAGACACAGCAAGAAUCGAUCGACGACUGCUGUCAAACAAGCAAACCGGAGGAAACAAGAACACAGCUCACUGCAGAAGGCUGUCAAAAUGCGGAGAUCACGCCGAGCAGCAGCAGCGGAGUCAGCACGGGCAGCAGCGCCAGCAGCGUGGGCAGCACUGGUUACCCUCCGGUGCCGCAGAUCAGCAUCACCCCCGACGAGGCUGAGGUCCGAGGAAGAGCCCUGUCGAGACUCAAUCGCUCGAGGUCCGACUUGAGGGUCAUGGACGACGAGCCUUCGCCUGGAGACUCCGAGGACAAGACCUGCAUCUUCUGCGGCGCCUACGAUGAGUCCUUCAGCGACAACGGCCUCGACAUGCACUACUGGCGAGCCUGUCCGAUGCUCACGCGAUGCCAUUACUGUCGCCAGGUGGUUGAGGUCGCUUCCCUCACACAGCAUCUCCUUGGCGAGUGUGUGGCUUCAACGCAGUACAGAAGGUGCGAUCGGUGUUCAGAAGCCAUCCCGAAAAAAGUUUUCUACGACCACGCUGCCUCCAAGUCGUGUACACCUUGCAAACCUGAACCAAUUGCAAACCACUGUCCCCUAUGUCACGAGAACAUACCCCCCUGGGACGAAGGCUGGCGGGUACACCUCAUGCCCGGACCUGACUGUUGUCCUGCUAAUUCUAGGGCACGACCUCAUGCCUCGAAGAAGCAGACGCCGAGCGAGAAGAGUCCUUCGGUGUCUCCCGCAGGAGCCUCCGGGAGCGGCGAGGAGGGAGCGACGGGAGUGGGCGGAGCCUCUGCUACAGGCGGGAGGAGUAGAAUACCCAGCUCGUCCACUCCAGGCACUCCGAGAAAGGACACCCUCAAGAGAAGACGAUAGAGGGCGCGAGGGAACACCACCAAGGGGCGUUCACGGGUGGAAAAAAACGAACCCAUUUUUUGACUCGUGGAAGCUCGUCACGAAGAGGAAAUUGGUUAGAAAGAGAGAGGAAGAAAGGUAGAAAGGAAAAUAGAGAAAAGAGGGGAAUGUUGUGCUCGAGCGAAAAUGAUUUAGAUUGUAAGGUUUUAUGAUGUUUAUUGACUCUUUUGAGACGCGAGAGCUUCGGUGCAUCUCAUGUCCAGGAGGAACACUGUGAUGGCAAUGGUUUUGUCAAGAGGAUAUUAGGACAUUGCAAUAUUUGUGAAUGUCACUUUGUUAUAUGAGCUUCUACACAUAAAGGUGUUUAUAUACUGGCUGAUGAGAACUUUACACAGUUUUAGGGAAGUAUAACCGAAAAGUGUUUUCUAUUUAUUGUUACAGCUACUCGGAAUGGUGUGUGGUGAAGAAGACUGGUCACGUUCUAUUUGAAAUAAUUUUGAUUAUUUUUUAAAAUUUCCUUUUACAUUGUUCCUUGGGUCAUAUACUCUACGGAUAUUGAUGACUUUUUCUAAUCAGGUAAUAUUAUCAGGCAAAGAAACUGACCGCCCAAUAUUUUCCACUUUUAUAAAUUGAAUGAAAUAAAAAAUCGUGGUAAUUUCAAGUAAAAAAAAAGUUCCUGUGGCCUUUUUUUUACAAAAUGAUAACUUCAGAUGCUUGUAGGCAGUGGACAUAUUCCAUGAAUAGUAAUGUUCUAACAUGAGUUAAUGUUUUGGUUCCUAAUUUUUCCUUUAUCAACUUCAACUUCCUUUCCUUUGUUUAAGUGGCUUUGUGAUAGAAGAAACCAGCUUUGUCAGUAUAGUAAGUACCCUAAAGUACGGACGUUUUGCUCGUGUGUGAAUUAACGGAAAAUAACAGUUCUUAUUGCAUAUACCACUGUUUGAAAUAAAGGUGUUAAACGCAGGUAUAUUAUGCUGAACUUGAAUCCAAUAUUCAUCAAGUUAGUGAAAGCUGCAUAGCUGAAAUAACACAUACUUGUAUAAUGACUUUCCUCUAUAAGGAAGGAUUACCAGUGAUAAUAAAUAGAGAGUACUGAAGUCUGUGAGUUUGAUAUGGUUAAUGUAUAAAGAAAUGAUGAUAAAAAAAAAAUCAACUUAUGACCAUUGAUUUCAUUGUUUACAUCAAUUUGCCAAAUCUCACUCUAGGUUGUGAAAUCUUAAUUGUUGGCUAUUCCACGUGGACAGACGGAGGUUGAAAGAUUUUGGAUAAAAUGCAGCUGAUAUAUUUGCAUUUUUAAUAUGUAAUAUAAAAGUUACACACUACAUUUCCAUAUUAUUGACUCCCCCCCCCUGCCCUCCCCUCCAGCCCAGACCCUCAAAACUGUAUGUGAUGAAAAUUCAGUUGAACUUUAUGAUAAGUCUGUGCUCUAAUGUUUAGUGAUCAUUGAAAUAAAAGCAAAUCUAAAAGGCAAUCUUUCGGUCUUCCCCUCGAGAGCUGCUAAAGAAAGGUUAUG